Abrus precatorius (Indian licorice) is the source of this 2677-nucleotide messenger RNA. RefSeq lists its product as uncharacterized. Gene Ontology annotation, molecular function: zinc ion binding. The record is from RefSeq and is a predicted model, not a curated record. The coding region runs from base 909 to 2282 and encodes 457 amino acids. NCBI's taxonomy places the organism in Eukaryota, Viridiplantae, Streptophyta, Magnoliopsida, Fabales, Fabaceae. The transcript is spliced from 8 exons.
CACAGGAAUUGCGUGAAUCCAAAGGGAUUUGGACAAUCAUCCGAAAAAUAAGCUAAAAAUAUGGCAAAGUGGGUAACUGAAGUACCUCAUGCACAAGCAUGCAUCCUCAUCCCACCUUGGAAGUGGAGAGACACCACUCAGAGACUCCAUGUUCUCGAACGUUUCAUGCUUUUUAGUUUUGUUCUUGCCUCCAGUCAUUAGCACAUGUACUUUCAAGACCACAACAAAACAUAUAUUUCAGUCACUUUACCAAAUCUUAUUGGAUUAAUUCUUUCUCGUUUCAAUUGUUAGAUAACAGAAAAUAAGGAUAAAGUUAUGCAAAAAGGAAUUAGGUUGUUGAUUUUUUAAAGUAUUAAACAAUUUAAACCAAAUCGUUUUUUAAAAGUAACAAUUAUUUAUUUAGAAUUCAUCGACAUAUUGUUAAACAUUUUACUUUUACAAAUUAUAACAAUUUUACACAAAUCUUACCCAGAUGAUUGUGGAGCAAAUUUGAAAAAAAUGCUAAUUUUUCUACACAAUUUGAAGAUUGCAGAAACGAAAUCUUAUGUCUUAUUAUUUUAAAUAAACUUCAGUAAAAUUGAACCUAUUUAAUUUAAUAUGGCGUGCAAAUGAGCAACGUCUAACAUGCAUUAUUUUGAUGCAAUAAGUGUGUGUACUAUAAAAGCAAAUGCAAAAGCGGAGAGUCCGGGCAUAGUGGAGAAAGCAAGUGUAUGUGGGAGUGAGAACACGACAUGCUCCCACCUUGUUUCAUAAAUGUUCAACUUUAUCUCUGUUAUUACCCAAUUUAAGCUGUUUUUCUCUCACAACUCACAAACACAUGCACUAAGCAAUAACAAACUACUCAAACUAAGUGCUAGUACUAUUAUUUCUGUUAGUUCCAAGUUGUUGUUUUCCUUUGUCACCACAAAAUGAGUGCUGAGCAAAAACAAGAUGCACCUUCGUGCAAGCCAACACUUUCUCUUCCAGUUCGCAAGGUUGAUGAUCCAAUAGAGGCAACUGAUGAGACUUCACAUGUUAAUCAUUGGAAGCAACAGAAUCUUCACCUGGAAAUACCCUUCACUACAUUAGAAGAGCCUUCUCAGGAUUUUGUUGGAAUAAGGAUGCCACUCACACCAAGUCCUACUCCAACUCAUAAGAGAGUGAAUUUUCUUGUCACUUCUCGUUCUGUUGAUGCUCCAAUCAGAAAUCACCCAGGCCCUUCAGCUUCAAGAGCCAAAUCUUCCAUAAGAAACAUCUUACCAAAGCUCAACUUCAGGAAUCGAACAUCAUCUGAUAUUGAAAAGGCUAUAACUGGAACUCCAGAAGGUUCCUGUUCAGGCCUUCAAGAAAAGUCUUCAAUCUCAAGAUCAGUGUCUCUCACAAAAAUAUUCACUCCUAAGAUUAAGAGGGCAUCAUCAUUACCUGUAGAAGAAAUUGCUCUUGCCAACACAGAUUCUGCUCUAGCUGGAAUUGUUGGUUGUUCUCCAUGUGGACGAGAGACCCAGGGGAUGAUAGCUCGCUCUCGUUCAGUGCCUGUCAAUGACAAAGAUAAAGGAAUAAGGAGAAUGGAUUCGGUUUUCCGCGUUAUUCCUUCCACCCCUCUAGUAAAGAAAGUGAACGAAACAACAGAGGAUUCAGAAAAUGGUGACGGUGAAGAUAUUGCUGAAGAGGAAGCCGUGUGUAGAAUUUGUCUGGUUGGUCUAUGUGAAGGAGGUGAGACAUUCAAGCUGGAAUGCAGCUGCAAAGGUGAACUUGCUCUGGCUCAUCAAGAAUGUGCUGUUAAAUGGUUUAGUAUCAAGGGUAACAAGACCUGUGAUGUGUGCAAGGAGGAGGUUAGGAACCUCCCUGUCACUCUCUUAAGGAUCCGUAGUGUUCAAACGCAGAAUACUGGAGCAAGGUCCCCGGAAGAUGAUUACAGGAUUUGGCAGGAACUCCCAGUGCUUGUUAUUGUCAGCAUGCUUGCCUAUUUCUGUUUCCUUGAGCAGCUGUUGGUUGGAAAAAUGGGAACCAAAGCAAUUUUCAUGUCUCUUCCAUUUUCCUGUGUAUUGGGUCUACUCUCCGCAGUGACAUCAUCAACUAUGGUUAAGAACAGGUUCAUCUGGAUCUACGCAUCUGUCCAAUUUGCUUUGGUGGUUCUCUUCGCUCAUAUAUUUUACUCCUUGGUUGGUAAGCAUGCAGUUUUGUCAAUCCUUCUAGCAACAUUUGCUGGGUUUGGUGUAGUGAUGAGUGGAAGUUCAAUUCUUGUUGAGUUUUCAAGAUGGAGAAGAAGAUGGCAGGCUUUAUCCGAGCAGAGUCAAAGCUGAAUUGAUCUUUGUAUGGCUUUUUUCGCGUUGGUUGAGGGGAUUGUCAAUUGUCAAUUGUCAUUGUAUAGGCGAUAAAGCUCUGGAAGGAUUUGACUAGUGUACAUCUACACAAACACUUUAUUGUACAGCUUAUAUUAUCGCAAUAGAUGAUGGCUUAGGACUACACUCUCUCUUGCUAUGGUUUUUUUGUUUAUUUCAUUGUACUAAGCAUUUCACCACAGCAAAACAAGAAUACUGUUUCUGGACUGCUUUUUUGCUUGGUGAGAUACAAGAUUGACAAAAACUUAUUUGUGCAGUAAAAUAUUAAUAUGUUGACGUGAUGCUCUAAACUUAAGUAGUGACGAUUUAGUGUGUAUUUGAAUUUCAUUUUUGAAGUACUAAAUCGUAGUUUUUGA